Molecule: messenger RNA, 2041 nt
Organism: Malaya genurostris
Lineage: Eukaryota; Metazoa; Arthropoda; Insecta; Diptera; Culicidae
Gene: Vps4
Product: vacuolar protein sorting-associated protein 4
Exons: 6
Coding region: 264-1598 (444 amino acids)
Biological process (GO): vacuole organization; endosomal transport
Molecular function (GO): ATP hydrolysis activity; ATP binding
Source: RefSeq, a predicted model, not a curated record
UCUCGGAAGGUAUGCAUUAUUGUGUUUGGUUCACUAUGUUAUAAUCUUGUGUGGUAAAAUUUCAAGAAAAGCAAAGAUUUUUAUGAAAUAAGUAUUGGUUUAGAUAACUUAAACGAUUCAGCUGAGCAAAUCAAAUUAUUUUUGGUACGUCAGACAUUCUCUUUCAAAAAGGAAAAAUAAUCGGAUUUGCGAACUGGGGAGAUUAGUCAUACUUGCUAUACGCUUCUGCGAAACUUAGUGAAUCUGUGAAGGAACAUCUAGAAAUGGCUGCUGGCUCAACGCUGCAAAAAGCGAUCGAUAUCGUUACGAAGGCCACCGAAGAAGAUCGCAAUAAGAAUUACGAGGAAGCGUUACGCCUGUACGAGCACGGGGUUGAGUACUUUCUACAUGCCAUCAAAUAUGAGGCGCAAGGUGAUAAGGCAAAGGAUUCUAUUCGAACGAAAUGUUUACAAUAUUUGGAUCGAGCUGAAAAACUGAAGGCUUAUCUGAAGAAGGGCAAGAAGAAACCCGUGAAAGACGGAGGCAGCAGCUCAAAAGAUGACAAGGGUAGUAAAAACAAGGAUGGAGAUAGUUCGGAUUCCGAUUCCGAUGAUCCGGAAAAGAAGAAACUACAAUCGAAACUGGAGGGAGCAAUUAUUGUCGAAAAACCACACGUCAAAUGGUCCGACGUAGCCGGUCUGGAAGGGGCAAAGGAAGCACUUAAAGAAGCAGUUAUUCUGCCGAUUAAAUUCCCUCAUUUAUUCACGGGGAAACGUAUCCCAUGGAAAGGUAUUCUUUUGUUUGGGCCACCAGGAACCGGUAAAUCGUAUCUGGCAAAAGCAGUUGCCACGGAAGCUAAUAAUUCGACGUUCUUUUCCGUGUCCAGCUCUGAUCUGGUGUCCAAAUGGUUGGGUGAAUCGGAGAAACUUGUGAAAAAUUUGUUCGAAUUGGCUCGCACCCAUAAACCAAGCAUCAUUUUUAUCGACGAAGUGGAUUCACUGUGCUCUUCGCGAUCGGAUAAUGAAAGUGAGAGCGCCCGUCGUAUCAAGACCGAAUUUCUGGUUCAGAUGCAGGGCGUUGGUAGUGAUAACGAUGGAAUUCUUGUUCUGGGUGCUACCAACACUCCUUGGAUCCUUGAUUCGGCCAUCAGGAGACGCUUUGAGAAACGUAUCUACAUCCCGCUACCCGAGGAGCACGCCCGAUUGGUGAUGUUCAAGCUUCAUCUAGGAAAUACCUCUCACUGCUUAUCGGAGGAAAAUAUUCGCAUAUUGGCUAAGAAAACCGAAGGAUAUUCCGGGGCGGAUAUUUCCAUUGUAGUUCGGGACGCUCUGAUGCAACCAGUGCGAAAAGUUCAAUCGUCUACCCACUUCAAGAAAAUAACGGGACCGUCGCCGAUCGAUAAAGAAACUAUUUGCAACGAUUUGCUAGUUCCAUGCAGUCCCGGUGACUCCGAUGCGAUCGAGAUGACCUGGAUGGAGGUACCGAGCGACAAACUGUCCGUUCCUCCGGUGACAAUGGGAGACAUGCUGAAAUCGCUAGGAAGCACCAAACCUACCGUAAACGAGGAAGACAUGAAAAAGCUGGACAAAUUUACGGAAGACUUCGGUCAGGAAGGUUAGCGUGGCCAUUCCGGCAAAUCGAUCAAUGUUGCCUUUGUCCACGAGUACGCACCCUACUUGUCUGUGUGUUAUUUUCUCUUUGUAAGUCUACGAUUCUUUUAAUUAUAAAAUUGCAACAAAUUUCGGCAAACCGGAUAAUUAUAUGACUUUAUUGCAAAACUCCUAGUAAUAGAUAUUUUGUAGCAUUACACAGAAAAUUGCCCCAAAUAAAUGUUGGUAUCUUAUCCUGUUAAUAUAUGUUCAACAUUUAAAUUAAAUUUCAUUUCUGUACAAAAAGAAUGUUAUCGGCUAAUGAACCAAAUUUAUUGAGAUAUCCAAUGUAACGACAUCCUGAGCAGCAGUUGUACGUCCCUCAACUGUAAUGAAAAUAAUUUUCGUGUUGAACUCAACUUGCUGCAUCAAAAUAAUGAUUCUAAAUGAAUAAAAUGUUAUCGAUGGAAAAA